This is a messenger RNA of Carassius carassius (crucian carp), 1508 nucleotides long. RefSeq names its product calcium binding protein 2a (gene cabp2a). Lineage: Eukaryota; Metazoa; Chordata; Actinopteri; Cypriniformes; Cyprinidae. Gene Ontology annotation, molecular function: calcium ion binding. The coding region runs from base 409 to 1113 and encodes 234 amino acids. The record is from RefSeq and is a predicted model, not a curated record. The transcript has 7 exons.
UGCGAUUAGAGUCCGUCACAAGCAAAAUGAGGAUGUGAGAGAACGUGAAAAAAAGAAAGAAGGGAGAAGAAAAAACGUGCAGAGAGAGAGAAAACAGACAAAAGAUGCAAGGUCCAAGAGCAUCAGGGUUAUUGUGCUCAGAAAAGCAUGGAAAUGCCAUUUCUGGCUGAAGGAAUAGGUCUCACUGCUCCUUUAAGCAUGCCUUGACUGUUUUUGGUUAUUUGAGCAUCACUACCCAUCACCUCUUGUUUAAGCAGCUCCGCCCCUUUUGGGAUAUUCUGACGACAGGGAUUGUGUGUCGCAAAGUUUAUGUAAUAAUCUGAGGACAGGAACCAAGAGUGAGUGAUAAAGAGGGAGGGACAGAGAUGACAAGAAAGAGUUGGAGCAGUGAGAAUUAGAGAAAUACAAAUGAUGGGAGCGAAGCCAUCUAAAAGAAACAGCGUGAAGAAGGGGGUCCCUCCCCUGGAAGGCAGUGGUCUUCCAUUGGCAUCCGCUGUGUUAGGAGACGGUGGUGAUGCGGCAGCUGAGGACGAGGAUGAUGAAGAGUUGGGGCAGCAGUUUGAGGAGCCGAUAUGUGCUCUGGUUCAGAACUGUACCAUGCUACACAACAUCGUGGGCCCGGCCUGCAUCUUUCUCCGACAAAGCUUCGCUCAGGCUCAACUCGACAGAGAUCUACGACCAGAGGAAAUUGAAGAGUUAAAAGAAGCCUUCCAAGAAUUUGACAAAGACAAAGACGGCUUCAUUAGCUGUAAGGAUCUGGGCGAGUGCAUGAGGACGAUGGGCUACAUGCCAACAGAAAUGGAGCUGAUUGAACUGAGUCAGCAGAUCUGUGGUGGUAGAGUGGACUUCGAGGACUUUGUAGACCUUAUGGGUCCAAAGAUGCUGGCUGAGACAGCAGACAUGAUCGGAGUGAAAGAACUGAGAGAUGCUUUUAGAGAGUUUGACUCAGAUGGUGAUGGUGAGAUCAGUCUGGCUGAACUGAGGGAAGCCAUGAAGAAGCUGAUGGGAGAGCAGCUCAACCACAGAGAGAUUGAUGAGAUCCUCAGGGAUGUUGACCUCAAUGGAGAUGGGCAGGUUGACUUUGAAGAGUUUGUCCGAAUGAUGUCUCGCUAACUUAGAAGACUCAUGAAAAAGGAAAAGAACCAGCUUGCCAACUCCUAAUGUGAAGAAUGAAAAGCUAUGCAUCUGCUUUAAUUAACUACCUUAUGUAAUUAUUCAAAGCAUACUUUUUUUUUUCUUUCUUCCAUACACACACCUUUAUUGCACACAUUUGUUUUUAUGACAAAGCGGAAACGUUUGUUUCUUAUAAUUUAUUUCAACAUUUUGGUCUGAAAUAAAAUUUUUAAAAUAAUAAUAAUUAAGGAGUUAAUUAAGUAAUUAACAUGUUCAGAAUUGUAAGGAAGCAUAGCUGUAGCACAUAUUAUUUAUAAAACAUGCUAUAAAUCCUAAAUGGACAUGAAUUAAUAACUUCUGAAAACUGUAUAUGAGAUUGUGAAAUGGUCAUUGUG